This is a messenger RNA of Danaus chrysippus (African queen), 1836 nucleotides long. Lineage: Eukaryota; Metazoa; Arthropoda; Insecta; Lepidoptera; Nymphalidae. The record is from the annotation of a GenBank genome assembly.
AUGGCAAAAGCGGAAUCGGCUGUAAGAAAUAACUUGGAUUGCCUUAACGUAGAUUUUAUGCGAUCUUUAGUUAAGCAAUACACCGAAUUAGGUCAAUGGACGAGUGCGUUCUUCUGGGCGGACGCAGCGGCUGCUUCGAGUGGGGCUGCCGUAGCUAGUGGUGACGAUGUCUGGCUAUUAGCCAGUGCAAUGCUCGCCAGAGGAGAACUACACAGAGCAGCACAUGCAAUCACUUCUAGAAACUUACACAGGAGACAUCUCCUCUGUCUCGGUGUAGCGAUGCGAGCAUACAUAUCUGUUAAGGAACCACAAACAACUCUCAGUAUACUUGAAGAAUGUGAUCCAAACCUAUUAGAACCGAGGAGUAUGGACCAGACACAUAAUCGAGCUUUAGCCGGUGUCCUAGUAUGGCAGGCUCGUGCUCUGUGUUUGUUGGAGCGCCGGGAGGCUGCGGCGGAAGCCCUAACAGCUGCCCUUAGGGCUGACGCGGCCUGCUACGAAGCCCUAGACCUUCUGCUGGACCAACACGCAUUAACACCCGGACAGGAGAUAGAGUUAAUAGAGUCUCUGCCUGUUAACAAUCAGAUGAGUGCUUCAGAGGCAACGCUGGUUAGAGUGGCUUACAGGGAGAGGUUACUGAGAUACACACCGCUACAGACGGCCUCGCCUGACGCUUAUAAUAAUCAAAUCAAAACAGCAGUGGAGCUAGCGAGGUCUCGCAGCGCGGAGGCGGCGGAAUCCCGGGGGCGGAGGCUCGCGGCGGGCGGGCGCUGGGGCGAAGCCCUAAAAGCGUUAGACGAGGCCGGGCCUUGGAGCUGCGCCGAGGUCCGCGCAGCCUGCCUCGUGGAGCUCAAGAGGAGCUCGGAGUUGUUCGCGUUCGCACACGCUCUGGUUGACUCCUACCCACAAGCUUGGACGGCCUGGUAUGCAGUGGGAUGCUACUAUUAUCUAAUAGGUAAGAGUGAGUUCGCGCGUCGUUACCUCAGUAAGGCGUGUUCGCUAGAGGCGGGCGCGGGCUGCGUGUGGCUCGCAUACGGACACAGCUUCGCCGCUGACAAUGAACAUGACCAAGCCAUGGCUGCUUACUUUAAGGCGAGUCAGUUAAUGCCCGGGUGUUACCUGCCGUCACUCUACGUGGGUGUGGAGUGUUCGUUAUUAAACAACGUCAGUAUGUGCGAAAGAUUCAUGUCGAGGGCUGCCUCAUUACAUAGUAAUGCUGAGACGGACAGCGCGUGUAUAGAGACGGACAUCGAUCAGCGUGGCGGCUGGGAGCGAGUGUGUCGUGUGGUGAGGUCCCCGCACGUGGCGCACGAGGCGGCCGCCGCAGCCCUGGCCGCGGGACACCCGGAGCACGCAAGGGUGCUCUUCACACGGGCCCUGCACUACGCCGGGCCUCCCGACCAGUUAAAUCCAUGUUGGGCAACCACUCUGGACGCGCUGGGUCACGUGAACCGCGUAUUGGGCAAUCCGUCGGAGGCUCUUCAGUGGCACGAGCGAGCCCUAGCGCUUCGCCCCGCUCGGGCCUCCAGCCUCGCCGCUAAGGGGCUCUGUCUCGCGCUCCUAGGCCGGGAGCCCGAGGCCGCAGAUACUCUACACGCGGCGUUGGCGCGGGACCCUGACCACGUGGUCGCUAUAGCGCUUCUGGAUGCCAUUAUCGAUAGACUAGACGCGCAAUUGACGGAGGAGGAGAUCCCUCAGUUCGCUUUCCCCGCGGUGAGUCUCACGUCUCCCCCCGCGCCCCCCGCCGCGGCCGGAGACUUCGCCCCCUCGCCCGCGGCGCCCGCCGGCCGGACCGACGCCACCAAUACCUCCGACAUGAGCAUGAGCUUCGAUUGA